AUGGGCAAACCUCCGUCACCCGGUCCCCGUCCCUAUUCGGACGACCCAGACGCUGUGUCUCUCCACACAACCGUCGGGGAACCGUCAUACGUCGACGCUGUAGAUGAAGAUGUUCUUGAUGCCGGAGACGCACUUCUGCCCUCUUACAACGACGCCGUCACCGAAACCUUUUCCAACACACCCGCACCUUCCGCUGCAGUUGGAGCUCCAAUCCCAAACCAGGGCGAAUUUCUCACGGGAAUCACCUCGCCUGAGAGCCAUUUCGCCUUUACCUCCAAGCGCGCUUUUCAAAAACGCACAACUAUAGGAAAUGAAGUUGUUCAUGUUCAAGAUGCGCGUUCCGAUGCCGAUCCGCAAGUUUUGGAAUAUUGGGUUCGGUUGAUGGCCAAGUAUCCGCCUUCACCAUAUAUUCAUAUCACAGGAACGCAUUCAGAAAGCAAGAGGGAUAACGAAGGAAAGACCAAACGCGAGCAAGUGACCGAUUUUAGGAUCAUGAUCAACUUGCAAAAUUAUCUGUGGCCUAACUUUGAGUUCCAAAAUUAUAAUUCCGCCGAGCUUACUACUGCGGAGCCGGGGCAAAAGACGUACCGUGGUACUGUUCUCAAGAACAGGCAGAAGGGAGCGAAAGGUGACCUCGAGGUUGGGCAUGAUAAGCCUAGUCUCAAGGAAUGGUGUCAUCGAUAUUGCGCCAAAGCUACGGGUACCAAAGUAUUCCGCCUUUCUCGAACAGUCACUGGUAUGGAUACAGAGCUCCUCCGAGAUCGUCUCUCCGGCAUCAUCAGAUCUACCAACUACAAAGGUCAUAUCACUGUGGAGCUCCCUGUAGCGGAUAGAGCAGUCGAUAUCUACUCCUCUAGCCGCCUCAACAACUGGCGACUCACCCGUUGGAUCUGUUGGAUCUUCUAUCUCACCUUCCUCUGGAUCUUCUCAUGGCCAGUGCUCUUCUUUAUGACCAAGAGAUACCAAGUUGUUCAAGUGGAAUGGCCAUUCUCCCGAAUGCAGCCUGAUGGUCAAAAGCGCUAUACCACAGUAAGCGAGGAGCAGUGGAUGGAGAGGUAUGGCCCUGCGAUUAAGACGCUCUGCUUGGAUCGGUAUCAGGGACUGGCAGGAGAUGCCUUCCUCAACGAGGUGAUGGCGAGAGGUGAUGCCACUGCGGCUAACAACCCGAUUAAUGCUAGAGCUGCUAUGAGUGCUGCCUCUGCUGCUUUCCAGGGUGGUCGGUUCACUGCUGGGAACGGAGCGAGGAGCUUGAUGCAGUUUGCAGCUGUGGCAACUGAUCAGGUUGGAUGGGGAUUUGACACUUGA
Messenger RNA from Fusarium coffeatum, 1305 nucleotides. RefSeq lists its product as uncharacterized. The transcript has 2 exons. The coding region runs from base 1 to 1305 and encodes 434 amino acids. The record is from RefSeq and is a predicted model, not a curated record. NCBI's taxonomy places the organism in Eukaryota, Fungi, Ascomycota, Sordariomycetes, Hypocreales, Nectriaceae.